This is a messenger RNA of Synchiropus splendidus (mandarinfish), 2586 nucleotides long. RefSeq names its product aarF domain containing kinase 2 (gene adck2). Gene Ontology annotation, cellular component: mitochondrion. The transcript has 9 exons. The record is from RefSeq and is a predicted model, not a curated record. Lineage: Eukaryota; Metazoa; Chordata; Actinopteri; Syngnathiformes; Callionymidae. Bases 531 to 2333 code for a protein of 600 amino acids.
GUUGCAACUGUUUUGAACAGAUACAACUGAAUGGCUCGUUGCUUUGUCACCGUAAAAUAAAAUAAGUACAAGUGUAACAUAGUCAAAUACAUAUAUUGAGAUUCCAUUUUUGCAAAUUGUUUGCUUGUCCGCUUUUCAAGGGGUGAUACAACUUCCGUUAUCAUUUAGCUGUAAAAAAAAAAUCAAAAAAGAAAUUAUGUUAGUAUUUGUCAAGUUUCAAAAAGCCCCUGCAACAUAUCGAAGACAGACAUAAGGUCAGUUCUAAUCCAAUAUAAAAAUGAAGGAGGUUUCAGUACGUUCCGGUGUAUUUUGUAUGAAAAUGAAACCACGUGAUCGCACCGGUUCGCGUCAUAUCCGGAAGUGAAACGGCGAUGUUUUGGUUCUGGUCGUGAAUGAAAUUACGUGUUUUUUUCUGGUGAAACGGAUCAAUCAAUACAGCGCCUUGUCGCCAUGGAAACCGACUUCCAGUACCGAGCCUGAUAUGCUGAGUGUCUCCUGCUACUCAACGCUUGAGGGCGAGAAUUUGAAGCAUGGCUGGGAUUUUUGGAGCGAGAGUGGUGCUACUCAGCUUGCGGACCACCCUCCAGAGAGCCGGGACCUUCGCCAGAACCAGGCUGCCAGCGAACCCUGGAGCAGGUCUCCUGAGGAGACAGUGCACGCUUGUCCCUCGAGUGACCCUCCUCUGUUGGGGGGCAGUGAACGCAUCACCCUCCUCAUGGACUGCCAGCUGUCACCAAGGUCACCGACUUCAGACUGCGGACCGGAAGUCCCUCCUCAAGGUCCAAGUCCAUAAGUUGGUCUUCCUGCUUGGCCUCAGCCUCCGGGCCUUGGUGCUGCUCCUGAAGUUUGGACCGCUGCUCCUCCUCUCCCCGCUCGCCCUGCUCUCCUCCACCUGCGCCUCCCUCUGGCUGGACGCUCUGCUCUGGGUGACCGAGACCUCUGGUCCCACCUUCAUCAAGCUGGGUCAGUGGGCCAGCACCAGACGGGACAUCUUCCCCCUGGAGUUCUGCGAGCGCUUCUCCAGGCUUCACGUUCAGGUGCGUCCUCAUUCCUGGAGUCACACCAAGCAGUGUCUGCGCCGGGCCUUCGGAGACAACUGGAGGAAGGUGCUGCUGUUCCAGAGCAAGGAGCCGGUGGGUUCUGGCUGCGUGGCUCAGGUGUACCGGGGCUGGGCCCGGGCAGAUCAGGUGGAGGAUCCUGCCUUCCAGCUGCUGGUGGAGGAGAUGGAAAGGGAGGACCUGAGGGAGGCGUGGGAGAUCCCUGGACUGAGGGGAGUGAUCGGCUCCAUACAGAAGCUCUGGAGAGGGAGUCAGGAGGAGGAGGAGGAGAGUGUGGGACAGGAGGAGCCAGAGUCAGGACACCUGAUCCCAGUGGCCAUCAAGGUCAUCCACCCCGGGAUCAGGAGGCAAGUGGAGAUGGACCUGAUGGUGAUGAAGGCCGGGAGCUGGAUCCUGCACCGGCUCCCUGGACUUCAGUGGCUCAGCCUGUACGAGAUCGUGCAGGAGUUUGAGAAGCUCAUGACCCGACAGAUCGAUCUUCGCUUUGAGGCUCAGAACAUGGAGCGCUUCCGGAAUAACUUCCGCCACGUGGAUUACGUGAAGUUCCCGACGCCGCUGCGCCCGUUCGUCACCAGGACAGUGUUGGUGGAGACCUUUGAGGAGAGCGAGCCCAUCUCCAGCUACCUGCAGUCCAACAUUCCUCAGGAGGUGAAGCAGCGGAUCGCCAGGAUGGGAGUGGACACGCUGCUGAAGAUGGUCUUUGAGGACAACUUUGUCCACGGGGAUCUGCACCCUGGGAACAUCCUGGUCCAAAGCUGUGGCGAUGGUGACGCAGCAUCCGCUGGAGGGAAAACGACCCUCACUGACCUGUGGGACACGGUGGUGGUCAGCAUCAGGCCCGAGCCCAGUCCUCUGCAGCUGGUGCUGCUGGACGCUGGCAUCGUGGCGCAGCUCAGCAACCGUGACCUCCAGAACUUCCGAGACGUCUUCACCGCUGUGGUGCUGCGGCAGGGUGAACGAGUGGCCGACCUGAUUCUGCAUCACGCUCGAGCCAACGAGUGCAAAGACGUGGCGCUCUUCAAGAAGGAGAUGUCCCGGCUGGUGGACGACGCCGUCAGCAACACGCUCUCGCUCGGGAAGGUCCAGGUGGCCGAGCUGCUCUCCAGAGUCUUCGGUCUCCUCAUCAAACACAAGGUGAAGCUGGAGAGCAACUUUGCCUCCAUCGUGUUUGCCAUCAUGGUCCUGGAGGGUCUUGGUCGCUCCCUGGACCCCAACCUGGACAUCCUGCAGCUGGCCAAGCCCAUGCUGCUGAGGAACUGUGCCUCGCUGCUCUGACUCCAACCACCCGGCGCCACCGUCCUCUCCUGACUUUUGUUUACAUUGUCCCAACCAGUUACCUCAUGUGACAUCAGCACAUCACAUCCAUCGGACCCCUGUCUUUAGCACAGCAAGUGAACUAAACACCUCAGACACACACGCACACACAGAUGAGGAGGAAGAUGAAUCAAGGUGAACGUGCAUUAACUUGUAUGUGAAAAUACUAAUAAAGAAUAAGUGAAACGAUCAUUUUAAAAUGUUGUGACACUUA